Molecule: messenger RNA, 6781 nt
Organism: Phasianus colchicus (ring-necked pheasant)
Lineage: Eukaryota; Metazoa; Chordata; Aves; Galliformes; Phasianidae
Gene: SLC16A3
Product: solute carrier family 16 member 3
Biological process (GO): monocarboxylic acid transport; transmembrane transport
Cellular component (GO): basolateral plasma membrane
Molecular function (GO): lactate:proton symporter activity
Source: RefSeq, a predicted model, not a curated record
GCCGCGCCGAGGCGCUCGGCAGACGGGCAGCGCCGGGUCGAACCGGAGAGCGGGAGGGGAGAGCGGGCGGCGGGGAUCUCCGAGCCGAAGCGCGGGCCGUGACUCAGGGAACCCUCGUGAGCUGCAUCAUGGGAGCAGUGGUAGUUGAUGAUGGUCCGUCUGGCGUCAAAGCUCCUGAUGGAGGCUGGGGCUGGGCUGUCCUUUUUGGCUGUUUUAUCAUCACAGGAUUCUCCUAUGCCUUUCCAAAGGCAGUCAGUGUCUUCUUCAAAGAACUCAUCCGGGAAUUUGGCAUUGGAUACAGUGACACUGCAUGGAUUUCCUCCAUCCUGUUAGCCAUGCUGUAUGGAACAGGUCCGCUCUGUAGCGUGUGCGUCAAUCGCUUUGGCUGUCGCCCGGUCAUGUUGGUAGGUGGCCUUUUUGCCUCCAUGGGGAUGGUGAUAGCCUCCUUCUGCACCAGCAUCGUUCAGAUCUAUCUCACCGCAGGGGUGAUCACUGGUUUGGGUCUGGCACUCAACUUUCAGCCCUCGCUCAUCAUGUUAAACCGUUACUUUGACAAACGCCGACCUCUGGCCAACGGGCUGUCUGCUGCUGGGAGCCCUGUGUUCCUUUGUGCCCUUUCACCGCUGGGGCAGAUACUACAACACGAGUAUGGUUGGAGAGGAGGAUUCCUUAUACUGGGUGGGAUGCUGCUCAACUGUUGUGUAUGCGGAGCACUAAUGAGACCUUUGGAGCCACCCAAAAAAUCUGAAGCUACCAAAGAACCCGCUGAGAAGAAAGCGAAGAAAAAACUCCUGGAUUUCAGCGUGUUUAAAGAUGGUGGUUUUGUGAUCUACACGCUAGCAGCAUCUAUCAUGGUGCUCGGCCUCUUUGUUCCCCCAGUUUUUGUUGUGAGUUAUGCCAAGGAUUUAGGGUAUCAGGACACCAAAGCAGCUUUUCUUCUGACGAUUCUGGGAUUUAUUGAUAUCUUUGCUCGUCCAAUUUGCGGAAUGGUAGCUGGUCUCAAGUGGGUUAGACCACGUUGUGUCUACCUCUUCAGUUUUGCUAUGAUUUUUAAUGGCUUUACAGAUCUCAUGGGCUCCAUGUCUGUUGAUUACGGUGGCCUGGUGGUCUUCUGCAUUUUCUUUGGCAUUUCUUACGGAAUGGUAGGUGCUCUUCAGUUCGAAGUUCUCAUGGCUAUUGUUGGCACUCAGAAGUUUUCCAGUGCUAUUGGCUUGGUGCUCCUGGCAGAAGCGAUGGCAGUUCUGAUCGGUCCGCCAUCAGCAGGAAAACUCUUGGAUCUAACACGGAGGUACAUGUUUGUCUUCAUUAUUGCUGGAAUUGAAGUUACCACUUCAGCACUGGUGCUGGCCUUGGGAAAUUUCUUCUGCAUUAAGAAAAAACCAGAAGAACCACACACAAAAGAAGCAGCAGCAGAAAGAGAGGAAUUAAACAAAUCUGAAGACAAAACUCCCGAGGAUACCAAGGUGGACUCUAUUGAGGUGGAACAAUUCCUAAAAGAUGAGCCUGAAAAAAACGGCGAGGUCGUAACUAACCCAGAAACCUGUGUGUGAGCACAGCACAAAACCCACACAGCGUUCAGAAGAGGGUCAGACAGAAUUUCAACACUAUUUAUUUUAGAAAUAGAACUAGCUUAGGGCUGGGUCGUCUGCUUUAUUAACUGGAGGCUGGUCAGCUCAUCAGGUCUCUCUGGAAGCUGAUUUACUAGACAACCUUUUAUCAGAAAAUUAGCUUUAUCAGUGAAAGGUGAAACGUUGUGGUUAUACUUUUUAUGUAAACAAAAAAGCUUUUCUGAACACAAGUAGAGUUUUGCCAUGCAUCACCAGAAACUGCUCAUUUGGCAGAGAUUGAGGAAGGAUAUAUUAUGUGUAUGUUUUCAGAUAAUACGGGUGAAAUUGCUGUGUUGUGUGGCUAAAUGUAAUUUCCCUUUCUGUGCUUUUUUGGGAAGGGGAAAGAGUUUGAGAUGGAGAAAAAUCUCAGGAACUUAAAGGUCUCCAUUAGGUCUUUGAAUUUCUUACUUUUUUUAGACUUUCAGAUUAAUUGGCUCAGCCCUAGUAUAAUUUUGAUAAUACCUGUUACUUUGGUUUAUGCAAGUGUAUUUCUAUGAGUUUUGUCUAAACCUGUAGUCUUUGUAAUUGUCAUCUGGCAACACUGUACACAGAAAGGCACAUUGCAGGCACUGUCCCCUGCUGAUCACACAAGCCCUGAUCCUAGAGAAUGCUAAAAGGAAAAUAAAAUGAGUAGAUUCGAUCCCGACAGACAAUAAACAAAGUUCAUCUCCGUUCAUAUACACUGCUCUCAGUACAGCUUCUCUGCAACACUGAAAAAUAUUACAGGUAUCAUCCAGAAGAUGGACAGGAGGCUUAGUAGAAUCUUCUGAAAGCGUAUCUGUUUUGUAUAUAAGUUUUAAUUGUCCAGAUUACAUCUAUCAGCCAUGUGGCUAUUGGUAACUUAGGGGGAAGGCUGGGACUACUUUGAAACGUGUUACUGUUACAUCUUUAAUAUGCAACAUUAGCAACACAGGAAAAACUUGAUGGAUUUCUUCCUUUAAUGUUUAAUUUACCCCACUUCCCUCUGCUUUAUUAAUCUACAGGAGUUCAGAGGGCCAUUGUGGUUGCUUAAGAUGAUGGAACUGCUGAUUGUUUUUAUGACGGCACUAAAUGAGAGCUCAUCAAGAGCUGGGCUCUGCUACCUGUUGGCUGCACAAAGGCUCUGCGUAGUCCUUACAUCGUGUCUGACAUCAGAUGAGGGAAGGGGAAGUAACACAAAUAGAUCCAACAAGGCAGGGGCAGCACAGCUGGAGAAAUGCAGGAAGGGAAAAGAUUCACUGUGAGGACUUCAAAUAGGAAAGGAAGGUAAAAGGAAUAAAAAAAUAUAUUGUCUGUGCUACGUUUUUUCCCCACAAACACAUUGAAAAUAUGUAAUAUUUUCUAUAAAUUGAUGCUAUUUCAACCCAGUUUUCAGAUAUGUAUAUAAAAAGCCCUGUGGGAUUUAUGAGUGCAGUAACAAUCUUCAAAAUAGGCUUAAUUGCAAUGGAUUCUAUUUUCUUCUCAGUAGGGAUUCUAAGGCAGUAUACAAAAGAAUUAGUUGUCCCACGUGUGAUCAUUUUAGCAGAUACAGUACAACCAAGGAAGGGCCAAAACCACAACCCAUGGGAUUAUUUUGGAAACCAGCUUCCAUUCUGCUAAUUCCUUCACAAUGGUUUUGCAUUGUUAGGACAAAUUUAAAUCUUAGGAACACCAUUUUAUUUUUUGGUAGCAAUUUUAAACAGAAAUGGAUGCUGCACUCAAUAAAACGUUUAUUUUUUAUAUUGGAUAUAGUGCAGUUCUCUUUCCUUUUCUCUCCCCUGCCUUGACUUCCUUUGAAGGGAACCUCCACCUAUGCCAGAUGCUCUGCCUGGACAACCACAUCUCAGUGUUAAGCUGUGCUGGGGCUUCUGCCCAACUGCUUCUACAGCCAUAGCAAAAUAGGCCUUCAUAUUCAGCUCCUCUUAAUCCAAGAUGUAAAAAGAAAAAAAAAAAAAAGCCCCCCAAACCACCUGAUUAACAUCUACUGCAUACUAGAAGGAAAGGAUUGUAUCUGAACCCAUGAGCAAGAUCAGCUGCUUUUUAUGAUUCUCACUCUGCUUACUGCAAACUCACAUGGAACUGCCUUCAAACUCCUUCAGGUCUCUUGGAGUAGUAUUGCUUUAAUCUCAGCACUGUUGAGAUGGAAAUCCCUGAAUUCCUAACACCCCUACGUGCUCUUGUGUUUGGAAGAAAUAGGCGGCCAGUCCAAGAAUGGCUGAAGAGAUAACAGUUUGGGUGCAGGGCAGUAGUGCUGCACAACAAGAUGUGGAUGAACCCUCCUUUGUUCAGCCUUCACCUCCUUAACAUUCUGUGACUUGGGUGGAAGACAGGUAGCUACACAUUGGAAUAAUCACCUAUCUCAAAGGCAAUGCUGUCAUUUGCUCUCCAUCACGCACUGCUGGAGCAUAUGUAGCUGCAGUCAGAAACCCAGGUGCAAUAUAUCCAUGUAUAGUAAUAAAAAGCAACUGAAAGAUUGCUUUGCAGAUUACUUCUCCAGAACUGAUGAAGAAUCUCUCAGCAUACAGGCUAGUAUAAUUCUAAAGUUGUUUGGGCCUUUGAGCAUUCUAUGAAUUGAGAUGAUAUGAAGGACUGAACAGAUUGUUAAUAUUUAAACCCAACAAAACAGGUGUUGGGUGAUGUAAAGUCAUCCUCUAACCCAACCACAUUUCACAGUGAUAGUUCCCUAUACACUCAUGUAUGCACCUCUGUUCUCUCCCAAGAAAAGCCUGAAUUUGGUAGAAAGCCCCAAGCAGGAUUUGCAGGAGCAUGCAAACAUCACAUGUGACAAUGGUAAGUACGGAUUUGUGCACGUCCCUCUGUCUGUCUACUGCUGGUCUCUUUGGGAUUACAGGAGUACACUUUGGUUCUGUGCAACAAGAUGAUUUGUUUCCUGUUAAUGCACUUUAAUGUUACGUGUGCGUUUAUACCUGGAUUUGUUUGAUGCUUUUCUAGUAAACUGUUGCAAAAAUAGUGAAUAAAUAUUUAUUUGGUUAUCAAAAGCUGUGGAUGUGAGAAAAUAAGAUUAGAAAGAAAAACUCUACUGCCCAGAUUUGGUGACUGGGUUCUGUUUGGAUGUACUCACAGGGCCAUACAGAAGCAGUGUCAAUGAUCAGCAUCAGCACUGUCAGUGUCUUGAUCCCUGUGAUGCCCAUUACCACACUUGGAUCUUGAAAGCUUCAAAGAAAACAUUAAAAAUGCACUUGUGGUGUUUUCUGGGCACCUGGCUGAGACCUCCUCCUCAAAGUGCAUUCCCAAGGCUGUACCCAAGUGAAUCAAAACUACAGUUCCUUCAGAGUAGGAAGAGCUCCAUUUUGCUCUCUAGAAGCUAUCUAGAAGCACAGGGAUUUGGAAAGUUCAAAGCUAUUUUCACCAAAUUCUAAGCAUCUCUGCUGAGAAACCUUGGAGGAAUCUCUCCAAGCUCAGCUUCAAAAGUUUCUGUGUAUCUACACUUUGAAGAUCCUAGGUCUAGUUUAUAUAUAUAUAGAUAUAUACACACCUGAGAUAGAUAUCUAAAUAGGUAUUGGAAUAAAAGUAUGAUCACUUUUUAAUGCUUGUUUAGUUAGAGAGGUGAGACUUAAGGUCUAAUCAAAAGCUUUGCUAUCCCACUUGCCAGAUCAAACCAUGUUCUGCUGCAAGAAUGAAUGUUACCAGGUAGACCAAAGUGACAGAAUUAACCAUCACAUUCUUAUAGCACAUCCACAGGAGGGAAAACCAGUUUUACCUUUGCCUCUCUUACUCUCCCGAGUCUGAAACAAGCUGGACAUCCACUGUGAAGGAAAACACGCAUGACCUGAACUGCACUGCUCUGUCCCUGCUGCUGGACCCAUAGCAAGGAAAUCAAACUGCUGAAGGAAGGCGACCUGCUAACAUUUGAAGAGUGAACAACUCUGGAAAUAGCAGAGGCAUUGCAAAUGAGAAGCAAUGGUUUUGGAAUGUAUAUCUUAAUGGCCUCCUCAGUGCUCAAGGCCCAGAGCUUAUCUUCGUGUGAGUAGGAAGGUGCAGAACUUGUAGCUCUUAAAUCUCUUUCUAGUGACACAACCUGGAAGAUUGGCAGUCCUGCGUUCAUCUGAGACAGCAAGGAAAGUUAGAGGUACACAGAGUAAGGAACUACUUACCUCUAAUUACGUGCUGCUUGUUCUUGGACCAGUUUCAACACCUGCUUCACUGUCUCAGCAAUAUUCCAGCUGGCAAAUUCCUCAUUGGCCCUCUGUGAAUGCACUACAAAAACGAGGAUAGCUCUUCCCCUUCUGACUCUUUGACUACUGCUGUUUCAGAAUUUUAAAGGCUUUCAGUAGAAAGCCAAAGCCAAUGAAGAACUGCAUUUAGAUUUUAGUCUUUACACUUCUUCAAAAAAGUCUUUUUAGCCACGCAGAAAGAAGUGCCAUCAGACCUACAGGUUCACAGUAUCAAUCUUAAAAUGCUACUUUUUAGCAGUGGGAGCAGAGAAACACAUUUUCUUCCCAGCUCAUAAUAUACCAAGUGAUUUCCUGCUCUGUUCCACCCCUCCCCCCACCAGUAUCCUGAGUGGCCAUAGGAGACAAAAACACAGACAGCAGCAGACCAGGGCUUAAAGCAUUAGGAUACAACAGAUAAUUCCCCCCUUUGCCACGUUCCUCUUCAUUAUAUCUGUUGUUUUUUUUUUUAAUAGCUGGUUCUUACCCACAUCUGACAGUGCAGAAACUUCCCCCACGUAACAUUAAGAAAUGAUACCAUUUUAAAGAAGUUAUUUUGUCUUUUUUUUUAUGUAUUGUGCUGUUUCAUGGACUGUAUAUAAAUAGAUCAUCCAGUUUUCCUGUCGUCCAUCCGCCUGCAGCACGUGACAGUUUCAAAGAACCCAAAUCAUACUAUUUCUGUUCAGGAGGAAAAACCCCCCCAAACAUCUGAGCAGUCAGAGCAGUUCUCCUGUGCACAUACUCACGGAUAGCUAACAGGAUUCUGCUGUGAAACAGAUUCUUACUGAGGAUCAGGCUGCUGAGUGCUCUCCUGUUACAAACACAGUGCAUGGUACAAGUGCUUCAUACAAUACAGAUUUACAGUCAGUGAAAUGCAGGCCCUUAAAAACCAAUACGUUUUAAUAAUGAAGUGCUGCAUUCUGUAAUGGCAAAAACGUGCUAACGUGUCUCAUUCAGUUAACUGCAGGAGCUGCACUGUUGUAAGAUUAAAUCCAUGGUGGAUUAUGCUUCCUCACAACUGAAUUAAACCUACAUUUCUGACCA